Messenger RNA from Cordyceps militaris CM01, 1500 nucleotides. RefSeq lists its product as uncharacterized. Lineage: Eukaryota; Fungi; Ascomycota; Sordariomycetes; Hypocreales; Cordycipitaceae. The record is from RefSeq and is a predicted model, not a curated record. The coding region runs from base 1 to 1500 and encodes 499 amino acids. The transcript has 3 exons.
AUGAUACAUCGGGCCAUUUGUCGGCGCAGCGCCCUAUGGUUGUCGCGGCGCCCCCUAGGCAGGCCGUUUUCCAGUGAAGCAAGAUCAGACCAAGUGCAAUUUACCUAUGCGCUUGCAAACACCUCCAGAGAUGCGAUCUCGUCUAUGAUGGACGACAUUGCCUCCAAGGCUCUAUCGGCAAAUUCUUCCAGCCACGACGCCGCCGUCGUGCUCGCCACGCCAGAAUUCGCCAAGAACUUUGAAAAUGCUGACUUUAUGGGGAGUCUGGCCUCCCUCCUCGCCGGUAGCAGCCGUCCGGACAAGUUUCACGUACUGGGCGCCAUUGUGGACAGCAUCGCGCCGCCGCUGGGCAGCUACCACACCACGCCGGGCAUCUCCGUCCUGAGGGGCCACCUCGACCACAUGCUGCCCCAUCUAUGGCAGCCCGAGCCGCCACGGUCCCCAGAGGAUAAAGAAGCCGUCUCGGCGCUGUCCUUUUCCCUGGGGGUGCCGAAAGUGACGCUUCCGCUGGCGAGAACGACGUUUCAGAACAACAGGGCCUCGACGCUGCUGGCCUCCACGUUUGACCUCUCGGGGGACGGCUCGAGAAUGGAGCGGCAGAUGGAACGGUAUGCGCAAGAGGUUCUGGUGUCGGACAGCGAGUUGCCGCGGAAAAUGGGCGACCUGGGAUUGUGGGCGCCGCUCGUGCCGGUGACGCCACCACGGCUGGUGGCGGCGAGCUUUGGCAACAUUGUGCGCGGGGUGGAAAUUGACGGCCAGACGAUUCCGGCGUCGACGGAGCUCGAGGACGCCGUUAAUGCCUUCUACGGGAAGCGUGGUAGCAGCGCCAUGAACACGGGGCCGGCGGGCAUCUGGGCGCUGAUUACACCCAAGAGCGGCUCGGCGGACGCGGCGGCCUCCUGGCUCAACGGUAGCCCAACGCCGUUGUCGGUCGACACGAGCGAGUCUAGCAUGCAGGAAUUGGCUGCCAAGACGGCGAUUUAUCUGCACUGCUCGCACCAGCGCGGCGCAAAGCUUCUUCAAGUUUUGAGUGGUGGCGGUGGUUGGGGCGCGAAAAAGGGCCUGCUGUCUCUCGACCCCCAGCGGACGCACUUUUCCCUCUCCGAGGAGGAAGAGAUGCACCGCUUCGCGCAGUCGAUGAGCGAAUCGACCUUUGCGCCGACGGGCUGCACGGUGCAGUUCCUCAUGGCGCUCGAUGAUGUGCCGGCCAUGCCCGUGUACCUGCCCCCGAGCAUCGUGUUUGGCGUGCCCGGCACGCACCAGGAACUGUCAACCCGGCCGGAGACGCCGUUCAUGGGCGGCCACUUUGGCGCGCUAUCGAGCAAGGGCAUCUUUGUGGAGGCGCCGAGCGAGCGUGACGACGCCGAGUUUCCGGAUGAGAGGAAGCUGUCGGUGCCAAACUCGAGGCUUUUCAUGGCCGAGGGCAUCGAUGAGCGGAUGAAGGGCGUUGGCAAGAUGCCGACAUUUGCGGAGGCGGGUCUCAUGGCACUUUUACUGUAG